AUGGCUCCUGACAUGCUGUCCUGGCUCCUCUUCCUCGUCCUGGCUCUGUCAGUCUCCACUCACGGCGCCAGCGGCGCUGCCUGCGACCCGACCAGCGGCUUCGUCACCGUGCCGCUCAACGACACGCAGCUCCCGGUGCAGAGCCCGUACGACCUUCCGCUGAAUGAGCGGUACGAGUUCGUGAACAGCAUGCGACGGCUGUGGGUGUACUGCAGCGACAAGCCUCACAGCACCACCAGCCACACCAAGCCUCGAACGGAAAUCCGCAUGCAAACCUACAACUCCGGCGUGUGGCAGUUCGAAGGCUACGCCUACGUCCCCGGCGGCACCUCCGGGGUGUCCAUCAUGCAGGUGUUCGGCGCGGCGAAGCACGCGACGACGCUGAUGCUGCACGUCUACGACGGCGCGCUGCGGUACUACGACAUGCAGGUCGUCGAGGGCGGCAUCUACGACCGGUGGUUCCGGCUCAACGUGAUCCACGACGUCGGCGGCAACGGGACGCUCGCCGUGUUCAUCGACGGCGAGGAGCGGCUGCGCGUGGCGGGGCGUGGCGGCCACGAGCACUACUUCAAGUUCGGAGUGUACGCGCAGAGCAACCCCUCGCACUACAUGGAGUCGCGAUGGAGGGACGUCAGGCUCUUCACCAAGCCUACUUACUGA
Messenger RNA from Lolium rigidum, 660 nucleotides. RefSeq names its product citrate-binding protein-like. The transcript has 2 exons. The record is from RefSeq and is a predicted model, not a curated record. NCBI's taxonomy places the organism in Eukaryota, Viridiplantae, Streptophyta, Magnoliopsida, Poales, Poaceae. The coding region runs from base 1 to 660 and encodes 219 amino acids.